Molecule: messenger RNA, 1841 nt
Organism: Emiliania huxleyi CCMP1516
Lineage: Eukaryota; Haptophyta; Isochrysidales; Noelaerhabdaceae
Exons: 3
Coding region: 79-1308 (409 amino acids)
Molecular function (GO): D-cysteine desulfhydrase activity
Source: RefSeq, a predicted model, not a curated record
CCCCAACCCUGGCGGCCUUGUCGGGAAACUCUCUCAACCUGCGUCGCGGGUCGCCGCCUUGCCCUUCCGAGGACUCCGAUGGUGUCUGUCCUGCUGCAGCGCCUCAGCUAUACGCCGCCGCCGUGGGCGUCGGCGCUCGCGGCGCCUACGCACGGCCGCAUAAAGCUCGGCCACCUCCCGACUCCGCUGAUGCGGUGGGCGUGCGGCGCACUCUCGGAGCUGGGUGUGCGGUGGAGCAUCAAGCGGGACGACCUCUCCGGCAACGAGCUCUCCGGCAACAAGGUGCGCAAGCUCGAGUUCCUGAUGGCCGAGGCGGUCGCCGGCGGCCACGACUGCGUCGUCACGAUUGGCGGCGUGCAGUCGAACCACUGCCGAGCGACGGCGGCAGCAGCGCGGCUGGUGGGGAUCGACGCGCACCUCAUCCUGCUCGUCCGCGACAAGAGCUUUGGCGACGAGCCGGGGCUGCAGGGCAACCUGCUGCUGGACCGGUUGCUCGGCGCGACGCUGCACCUCUGCUCCGGUAGCGACUACCUGCGGCAGGGCGGUGACCUGGCAGCGAUGAACCGGAUCAACGAGCAGGUAGCGGCGGAGCUGCGGAGGCAGGGGCGCGUGCCGUACAUCGUCCCGGUCGGAGGAACAACGCCCCUCGGCACCUGGGGCUACUUGAGCGCGGCGGCGGCGGCGGCGGCGGAAGAGGCGGCGACUUUCGACCCGAUCGACCACAUCGUGUUCGCGGUCGGCUCGGGAGGCACGGCGGCCGGACUCGCGCUAGGCAGCCACCUGGCGGGGCUGCGGCCGCAGCUGCACGGUGUCGCGGUCCACCACUCGCCAGAGCACUUUUACGACCUCAUCGACGCGGAGGUGUCCGAGCUGAGCGGCGGCAGCUUCGAGGCGUGCGCGCGCGAGAUGCUGGCGAUCUACCCGGGCGCGGGGGCGGGAUACGGUGUGGCGACGCCCGAGCUGAUGGCCUUUUGUGCAGAGACGGCGCGGCAGUCGGGCGUGCUGCUCGAUCACACCUACUCGGGCAAGGCGCUCUACUACUUUGCGCAGGCCGCGCGCGCGCAGCCCGAGCGCUUCCGCGGCAAGCACAUCCUCUUUUGGCACACGGGAGGCGCGCCGGCGCCCCAGAAGCGGAAUGCGAAGUCUUGCCUUACCCGCCGCGCAUACCCGCCGCCCUCUGCGCGCACCCCGCGCGCACCCCGCGCGCACCCCACCCGCCCCCCCACCCGACCGGCCGGGCGGGCGGCACGCGGACCUCAUCUCUUGCCCUUCCGACUAGCGCUCGAGAGGACACCUACUCCGCUGUAGUCGACUGUGUUCCGCUGUGUUCACUGCAUUCGUACUCUCUCUCUCUCUCUCUCUCUCUCUCUCUCUCUCUCUCUCUCUCUCUCUCUCUCUCUCUCUCUCUCUCUCUCUCUCUCUCUCUCUUCGUAUAUCCCGUGUAUUCACGCGGUGCUCAAAUACACUCACUGCACACCGCAUUCCCGCCCUGGUGUUGGUGGAUUCACCGCGUAGGCGCGCUGGCCCUCUUUGCCAAGACGGACGAGCUGCUGUCCCAUCUGCCACCCGGCCAGGUGCGGCGCCUCAAGCUGCCGUGAUGGUGGGCAAUUGUAGCCCAAGGACCACUGGCGCAACUUGAGAGACCUCCAGAGAGCAGAGGUGUUAUUGUGAGUACGUGCGGGCCACUGCGGGUCGACAGCAGACGAACGGUAACCCUGUUAGCCCCUAAACGGCUAGCUUCCGUCUUGCCGUUUGGUUGUAAAAUUCCGGACGGCCUCUCUUCCGCCGGCUCAGUCUGCUUCCUGUUUUAAGGUCCUUUUUUUAUAAUUCCUUUUAAGCUU